Syzygium oleosum is the source of this 1066-nucleotide messenger RNA. RefSeq names its product ribulose bisphosphate carboxylase large chain. Gene Ontology annotation, biological process: carbon fixation. Gene Ontology annotation, molecular function: ribulose-bisphosphate carboxylase activity; magnesium ion binding. The record is from RefSeq and is a predicted model, not a curated record. Lineage: Eukaryota; Viridiplantae; Streptophyta; Magnoliopsida; Myrtales; Myrtaceae.
AUGGCGAAUCUCUCGUGUCUUGGUCUUGGGGAAAGUGAGGUAGCGCGAAUCCCUCCUGCUUAUUCUAAAACUUUCCAAGGCCCGCCUCACGGCAUCCAAGUUGAAAGAGAGAAAUUGAACAAUAGUCUCCUAUUUGGAUGUACCAUAAAACCUAAAUUGGGCUUAUCCGCUAAGAACUACGGUAGAGCGCUUUAUGAAUGUCUACGUGGUGGACUUGAUUUUACAAAAGAUGAUGAGAAUGUGAACUCCCAACCAUUUAUGCCUUGGAGAGAACCUCUUAUUUUAUUUUGUGCCGAAGAAACACAGGCUGAAAGAGGUGAAAUCAAAGGGCAUUACUUGAAUGCUACUGCGGGUACAUGCGAAGAAAUGAUCAAAAGGGCUGUAUUUGCCAGAGAUUUGGGAGUUCCUAUCAUAAUGCAUGACUACUUAACAGGGAGAUUCACUGCAAAUACUAGCUUGGCUCAUUAUUGCCGAGAUAAUGGUCUACUUCUUCACAUCCAUCGUGCAAUGCACGCAGUUAUUGAUAGACAGAAGAAUCAUGGUAUACACUUUCGUGUACUAGCUAAAGCCUUACGUAUGUCUGGUAGAGAUCAUAUUCACUCUGGUACAGUAGGUAAACUUGAAGGAGAAAGAGACAACACUUUGGGCUUUUUUGAUUUACUACGUGAUGAUUUUCUUGAAAAAGAUCGAAGCCGCGGUCUUUAUUUCAGGGUCUCUCUACCAGGCCCUUCGGGUGGUAUUCACCUUUGGCAUAUGCCUGCUUUGACCGAGAUCUUUGGAGAUGAUUACCUACUACAAUUCGGUGGAGGAACUUUAGGACACCCUUGGGGAAAUGCACCAGGUGCCGUAGCUAAUCUUUUGCUCUUGUGCAAUGAUUGGCACAUUACAGUAAAUGAAGAGAGAGGAGUUUUUAACAAGGUCGUCCCUUUACUCUAUUCCUGACGUUAGGACAGAUACUGAACUAGUUGGAGGCCUUACGAGGGCUAAUCUACUACUUGACUCACGAGUUGCUCAAUGAAUCUCUUGAUUCGGUUUUUGGCUAUCGAGAAGAAAUAUGAAUAAUAUA